Hibiscus syriacus is the source of this 601-nucleotide messenger RNA. Its product is annotated as protein LURP-one-related 14-like. NCBI's taxonomy places the organism in Eukaryota, Viridiplantae, Streptophyta, Magnoliopsida, Malvales, Malvaceae. The transcript is spliced from 2 exons. Bases 11 to 601 code for a protein of 196 amino acids. The record is from RefSeq and is a predicted model, not a curated record.
UUUUCAGAAUAUGGCAACUGACGAACCGACCAUCAAAAUAAUCGGGGAUCAAUUCUGUGUCUCUUACACAUUGCAUCUCAACGUGAAGAGAAAAGUAGAAUCAUUUUCCCAUGCACACUACGAUAUGUUCGACAGCAAUGGAGAUGUCCUCCUUCAAAUCGAUGGCGGCGCUGGCGUCUGGAACUCAGCCAAGAAAAUUGUGAUAAAAGAUCAUGCUGGUUCGCCUGUCAUCACUCUGCGAAAUCAGCAGACAUCGUCGUGGAAAAAGAAGUGGCAAAUCUAUGAAGGCGAAAGCGUGGAGCAAAACCAUUGUGUGUGCAGCGUGCAACAAUCGGAUGCACUUCAGAUCAAGAACGAUCUCGAUGUCUACUUAGCGAGCAACUACAAGGAAGAUGGCCCAGAUUUUCAUGUAACAGCGAGUAUUACUUCCCUUUCUUUCAAAGUUUGGAAAGGCAAUUUAAUCAUUGAUGAGGUUAAGCAUAAUUACACAUGGGGAAGCUGCCAGGGCAAAGAAAGUUUCAAGGUCAAAGUGUAUCCGGAGGUUGACUACGCCUUUAUUCUAGCUUUGGUUGUCAUUAUGCACGAGACUGAGAAUGUAUAA